UUGACAACUACAGAACUGUCAAGACAAGAAGCGGCGCAUCGCUGAAACUUGUUUACCAACAUCGUGCGUGAAAUUCAACAUUCAUACAAUUUCUCAAACACUUUAAAACGUAUUUAGUUCUUGUAAAAUAUUUCCAAUUUUAGAUAAUACCUCAGCAAUAUGCUACCCUUAUCGCUUCUCAAAACGGCACAGAGUCAUCCUAUGUUGGUGGAACUCAAAAAUGGCGAAACCUACAACGGCCACUUGGUAAGCUGCGACACCUGGAUGAACAUCAAUCUUCGUGAGGUCAUCUGCACAUCAAAGGAUGGCGAUAAAUUUUGGCGAAUGCCCGAAUGUUACAUCCGUGGCAGUACGAUCAAGUAUCUGCGCAUUCCGGACGAGGUGAUCGACAUGGUGAAGGAGGAUGUGCAGGCCAAAUCGCGGAAUCGAACCGAGCUGAACAAGGGAGGUGGCCGCGGCCAAGGUGGGGGCGGUGGAGGCCAGCAGGGAGGACGAGGAGGACCCGGGGGAGCCGGUGGGGGACGCAAUAAUGCCAACGCCAAUAAUAGGAACACCUUUGGAAAUCGCGCGGGCAAUCGGUCCGGACUUGGCAAUCCGAAUCGGAACGCGCUCAACAAGAAGUAAUCGGCACCACAAUCGGCCAUCGGGUGCCGUCUGUUGCCUAAAGUGUGAAAAAAGAAAAGCCAAGCAUUUUGGACGAGGAACGUUUUCAGAGAAAACAUGAAUAAAAAAUAUGCUUUUCUGUGUUUGUUGGUGGACGACGCGCUCCGCUUGGGAAGAAA
Messenger RNA from Aedes aegypti (yellow fever mosquito), 782 nucleotides. Its product is annotated as U6 snRNA-associated Sm-like protein LSm4. The record is from RefSeq and is a predicted model, not a curated record. Gene Ontology annotation, cellular component: P-body; spliceosomal tri-snRNP complex; U6 snRNP. NCBI's taxonomy places the organism in Eukaryota, Metazoa, Arthropoda, Insecta, Diptera, Culicidae. The transcript is spliced from 4 exons. Bases 160 to 624 code for a protein of 154 amino acids. Gene Ontology annotation, biological process: nuclear-transcribed mRNA catabolic process; mRNA splicing, via spliceosome; spliceosomal snRNP assembly. Gene Ontology annotation, molecular function: U6 snRNA binding.